AUGGGGGAAAGAAUGGGGUUACGAGGAAGAAAAAGGAAAAGGAGUGGGUUUGUGGAAUAUCCGAGGUCGGUUAACAGAAUGAAGAGUGGUGGGAGAAAUGGAUGGGCUGGUCAAAGUUCGGAGCUUUCUGGUUUCAAAGGGAGAGGGUUUAGUAGUAAUAGCAAACCCUACGGUUAUGAAGCAGUGGAUAGAGAUUACAUGAGGUUGCUUCAACCCGCCUUUGUAGAACCGGAAGAGGAAAUGGAUGCUGAUUUUGUACAGUUCAUGAGGGAUGUUGGCAGUUUGGAAGCGAGAAUGCCUCGUUCUUCUAGGAGAUGCAAGAUGGUGGGUGAAGGAAUUGUGGCUGGUGAGUAUACUGAUAAUGGUGGAGUGUCGAUGAACAAGAAGAAGAAGUGUUGUCGUGGGUUUCAUAAGUGGAAGAAGAAUACUCCUACUGGUUCCUCAGGGGAUUUCCUUGGUGAUGCUGUUGAAGAAUCUCUUGACGAGGAUAUUCUUGGUGAGUGUUCUGAUGGUGAGUAUGGAAUGUUCUUGGGGCAUGUGAAGGAGGAGGGGUGUUCGUACGUGGUCAGCAUUCCUACGGGCAAUAGGAAGCGGUCAUCUUUCUCCUACGAAGCUGUAGAUUUAGGUACAGGGAAGGGUUAUGCAAAGAGAGAAGGUAGGAAAGGUAAUGGUGGUGUAAACUGUUUAAAUGCUGGGAGAGGUGGAGUUUGCAGUCGGUCUAAGUUUCACUUGAAUAGGAAGAGCAGUCCAGUGGAGGGAAGUAAAAUCAUGAACGAGACCGCAGUUGGGUUAAGCUGUGGAAAGACUUUGAGAAAUAAUCAGGGGUUUCAGUGGAAGACUUCUGUUGCCAAUUCGUCUUUAGGCAAUGAAAAUGUUUUUGGUGAGUCCCUUGGUGAUGAUACUCCUUGUGUUAACAAUGUUACUGUUGACGAACCUUUGGCUGUUCCUGAUGUUAACAAUGUUACUGUUGAUGAACCUCUUGAUGGUGAAUAUGAAACGUUCCUGGAGCAUUUGACUGCUCAUGAGACUUCAUACAUGCUUAAUGUUACUGCGGGCGUUGGGAAGUCAAUAUCUUUCUUGUACGGAACCGAGGAUUGCAAUACAAGGGAGGGUUUUGCAAAGGGACAAGGUAGAGGAGGUAGUGGUGACUUGCAGCCCAAGAAGAGAAGAAGAGAUGAAGAUUGCAUUAACAAGACUAAGGUUGGUUCGAGAAGUGAAAUGGGGUUCAAGACAUGUCAGACUAACUUGUUGACUUCUGAUGCCAAUUCGUCUUCAGGGUUUAGGGAGAGUGAUGCUUACAAUUUCACUCUAUAUGAAUCUCUUGAUGGUGAAUACGAAAUGUUCUUGGAGCAUCUGACAGUGCACGAGAAUUCUUUCAUGCUUAAUGUUACCACUGGGAAUGGGAAGAAUAUAUCUUUCUUGUACGGAGCAACAGACGAGGAUUUACCGUGGAAGAAGAGAAGAAAUGAGGGAAGGCUGAUGGAACUUCCUAACUGUGAUGAUGCCUGUAGAACUGAGGAAGAGAGAGGCAUGGAAGCUUAUAGAGAUCUAAGCGAGCAAGGAAUGGAAACUCUGAAUCCAGAAAUUGCAGUUUGCACAGUUAACAAUGCGAGGUUGAUGCAACUUCCUAAGGGCGAUGAUGCCUUGAGAACCGAGAAAGAGACAGCCAUGGAAGCUUAUAGAGAUGUAAGCCCGCAAGGAAUGGAAACCCUGAUUGGACGGAAUGACACUGAAAGAAGUGAGGGUAUGAAUCUGCCCAUUCAUCGUGAUCAGUCUGCCGAUAAAGGGCCUGGAAUCGAAUAUCUUGAUUCAACUAAGCAACAGUGUGAAGAGGAGGUUGGUGGAUGUGAUGGUCAGGUGGAUAAAUGCUUGAAUUUGCAGAUGAAAAAUUUGAUUGCUGAUGAAGAUGCUAUCAAAGAAGAAGCAGAAGAAGUAGAUCCAACAAGUUCAUCUGACUCGGAUGAUAUUGUGAUUGUAAUCGAUCCUGCAUCAUUCUCUCAUGAUAAAAACACUCCAUUUAUGCCUACAGAGGAUCCUAAACUAUACGUCGUACAGUAUGACGACGAAGAAGACGACCCUGAUGUCACGAACGACCAUUCUGAGUUCAGAUCGAAGCUGAUGGAGAUUCUCAGACAGCCAUACUGUGAUGAGGAGUACGACAAACUGUGGGCAGAGGUAUCUCGACCAAGGCAGAAGCAAUUCGACGAAGACACGCCACGUUCAUCUCAAGACAAACACUCCCUUGGCAUGUCUUACCUCGAUCAACACAAAGACUUUACGAAGAAGAUUGCUGAGGUGCAGACUAGUCCAGAUCUCGAGCACUGUCGCCCUCGAAUGCUGAACCUCUUACGUGGGUUUGUGUACUUAAUGCAGAAUUUACCAGCUGUUGGAGCUUUUAAGCCGUGGGCAGACAAGUUGUGUUUGGAGGUGCUGCCAUCAUUAAGGUGUGAUGGCGAGGCUAACUAG
This is a messenger RNA of Linum trigynum, 2466 nucleotides long. NCBI's taxonomy places the organism in Eukaryota, Viridiplantae, Streptophyta, Magnoliopsida, Malpighiales, Linaceae. The record is from the annotation of a GenBank genome assembly.